CCCGGGAAAUUGUGCCUUUUGAUCAGAAAUACUCCCACUCCGAGUUGGUCUGUGAGCGUUUGAUGAAGCUUCAGUUCAUCGGUACGCUGAAAUUCAUGGAGUCGGUCAGCCAGCGACCUUGGCUCUUAUUUCUUGUCCUCCUCAUUUUUUCAAUAUGUUCCCGCGCAGAUCAGCUCUGUGAUGCUGGGCUUGGAUUUGAUGAGUCAACAUGUGGCACUACGUCAUCGUCGAAGCUACUGAUUAAGGGCGGAACUGUUGUGAAUGCUCAUCAUCAGGAGGUUGCUGAUGUUUAUGUGGAAGACGGGAUUAUUAUUGCCGUGAAGCCUAAUAUCAAGGUCGGGGAUGAUGUUGCAGUGCUAGAUGCCACUGGAAAAUAUGUCAUGCCAGGAGGAAUUGAUCCUCACACACAUCUUGCUUUCGAGUUUAUGGGUACUCAGACAGUUGAUGACUUCUUCAGUGGUCAGGCUGCAGCAUUAGCUGGUGGAACGACCAUGCACAUUGACUUUGUUAUACCAGUGAAUGGAAGUCUAUCAGCAGGGCUUGAAACAUACGAGAAAAAAGCAAAGAAAUCUUGCAUGGAUUAUGGUUUUCAUAUGGCAAUCACAAAAUGGGACGAAGUUGUUUCACAGGAAAUGGAAAUUAUGGUGAAGGAGAAGGGGAUAAACUCUUUUAAGUUCUUCCUAGCAUACAAAGGGGCUUUAAUGAUCAGUGACGAGCUCUUAUUACAAGGGUUAAAGAAGUGCAAAUCUCUUGGUGCCUUGGCCAUGGUACAUGCUGAAAAUGGUGAUGCUGUAUACGAAGGACAGGAGAGAAUGAUUGAACUUGGUAUAACUGGUCCAGAGGGACACGCUCUUUCACGACCUGCUGUGUUAGAAGGAGAGGCAACUUCCCGUGCAAUACGUUUGGCUAGUUUUGUGAACACUCCUCUAUAUGUGGUUCAUGUUAUGAGCAUUGAUGCAAUGGAAGAAAUAGCCAGAGCUCGGAAAGCAGGGCAGAGGGUUAUCGGAGAGCCAGUUGUGUCUGGGUUAAUUCUAGAUGAUUCUGUACUUUGGGAUCCUGACUUUGUUAACGCAGCAAAGUAUGUCAUGAGUCCUCCUAUUAGACCAUCGGGGCAUGAUAAGGCCCUUCAAGCAGCCCUUUCAACUGGAAUUCUGCAGCUUGUGGGAACCGAUCACUGCGUCUUUAAUUCUACACAGAAGGCCGUAGGAAUUGAUGACUUUCGAAAAAUUCCUAACGGUGUCAAUGGCAUCGAGGAAAGAAUGCAUUUGGUAUGGGAUACGAUGGUGGAGUCUGGUCAAAUCUCUGUCAGUGAUUACGUUCGGAUUACAAGCACUGAAUGUGCUAGGAUUUUCAAUAUAUACCCAAAGAAAGGAGCGAUUCUUGCUGGGUCUGAUGCAGACAUAAUUAUACUCAACCCAAAUGCAAGUUUUGAAAUAUCUGCAAAGUCGCAUCACACUAGAUCUGACACGAAUGUCUACGACGGAAAGAGAGGAAAGGGAAAGGUUGAAGUGACAAUUUCUGGAGGAAGAAUUGUUUGGGAAAACAAUGAACUAAAAGUUGUUCCAGGUGCUGGGAAGUACAUAGAGAUGCCGGCUUUUAGCUAUUUGUUUGAUGGAAUUGGAAAGGCAGAUGCUCAGUACCUGUCCUCACUCCGUGCUCCGGUGAAACGUUCUCAGUCCACAAACCUUCACUCAUCAUAGUUUGUGAAAAAGGGUAGAAUAGAUGAUGUGGACGGAAUAACUGAGAUUGCAUGGCCUAUAUCCACCAUGUAUAUCUAUAGCAACUUCUCUUUAAGAUACCGGACAGGGUUUUAUGUAGUUAUGUUAUAGGAUAAUUUACUUGUCAUGUUAUGCCCCAUGAAAUAAGAUAUAUAUUCAAGGUUCCAUGUUUUAUA
Molecule: messenger RNA, 1894 nt
Organism: Cucurbita maxima (winter squash)
Lineage: Eukaryota; Viridiplantae; Streptophyta; Magnoliopsida; Cucurbitales; Cucurbitaceae
Product: dihydropyrimidinase
Exons: 13
Coding region: 63-1700 (545 amino acids)
Biological process (GO): pyrimidine nucleobase catabolic process
Cellular component (GO): cytoplasm; cytosol
Molecular function (GO): dihydropyrimidinase activity
Source: RefSeq, a predicted model, not a curated record